GAUAAACUUAUUAAAUAGUUUUUCAGUUAUGUUGUGUUAGAAUCAAAUGUUAAGUAUGUAGUGAUAUACAUAUACAUGGAGGACAAAUGACGAAAAAUCCUAUUACUUUCACUGUGAACAGCUGUGUCCCUGGCUACAGAGGUCAGCUGGAGCUGAAGAGCAACGAAGGAAAGGAUAAUAAGCCGUUCAUCUACCUCAGAGACAUAGUAGACGAGUUUUGUCUGAAGCUGGGUAGAGAGGUAUUGUCUGAUGAUGACUAUGUGUUGGAAGUGCAAUUAUCUACAACUUCAUCCCUCACGCCUUCUGUGUCUUCAUCCAAUGAGGCUCUUUCACAGUCUCCCGGGUCUAGUGGCACAGGAGCUAGUAUGCGGAUGACAGAACUGCAGAUACUCGAGCCCGAUGCGGAGAUAGCCCAGCUGGCGCUGCCUUCUAAUUGCACUAUAUACAUCCUGGAUGCCCAAAGUACGAUUGCGGGAGAGAGAUACUCUGGGAAGAGAAUUUUCUCCUUGAACAUUCUCCAGCCUGCGUUCUUCAAGAGCAUUCCGCCUAUGUACUAUCUCAUUCUGGGAAUAUUUUUGGUCUUUCUGGGCAUCAUUUUCAUAAUGGUGGCUGCCCUUAAAAAUGGACCAGAAAAUUUCAUAACUGACGAAGUAGUUGUAGUGUCAGUUAUGGUUAACAAAACCCAAAUAUCUGCCUUCAACUGGACGAGGAAAAAGUACGCUUAUUCGACCGUGCAUCCAGAGUUUAUGAAGGUCGACAAUAGGAACAUAUCCCUGUCUUUAUACCUGAGUGACCAUAGACAUCAUGAAAACAUCAUAUCUGACUUUGUGACUGAGUGUGUGAUGCCUUUCUUCUUUCAAAAUGAAUCGGAUGACGUUUGGCUCUUCAAAAACGACAUAAUCGUUCGAAUGCAUUAUGACUUCUCAUUUCUAUGGCCCGAAACAUACAACGAUCUGAUGAAGGCUUUGGUAGUCGAAUUGGAGGCUAAAAAAUUGAAAAUAUUCAGCUACGAGUUUGAAACACGGUCCCAUUUCUCUGAGGUGGAAUGGAUCAACCAAUUUUAUCCUGCAGUGAACCCUGUUAAUUUCUCCCUGUCAAAAUUAACAUACGGAGUUAUUACCAUGACGAAUUACAGUUCACUGAUCGCGUUUCCGUAUAAUUCAACUCUGUAUGCUAGCAAAAGCGAUUUGAUGACUGUUUUCUUAAAUGGAAAAAGUGUCAGUUUAUACGGCAGUGUUGCUGGUUGUUAUGGCCUAGAUGUCUCAAUAUCUCGUUAUCAUUAUUCUCUAUGGAAGACGUCAAAUUACUCUUCAGAAGUUGAAUCAGGCUGCUAUCCUGAGGGUGCACGAAUCACAAUCAGCGUUCAAGAAUUUCAAUCCGUAUCAGUUUGUAUUCCUGAUUUCGUCGUUUCUGCUGAUACUGAAUCUUCAAGUAGUGAAAACUUCACAAUCAUUGGUACUGGUUCAGUUAUCUCCUGCAAGAGUUCAAUAGAAACAGAAGAGUAUAAAUUUGAAAACACAGAAACUUUUGAGCAGAAAUCGCUCACUUCAAAUCAAACUAGCCUAUCGAUGUCCCAAUGCAAAACCUCUCUGGGAUUCGGCGGCGUUGCUUGUCAACCCAAUUUAAAUCGCACGAACCACUUCGUAGCAGGUGGCCUGUACUACAAUGUUGCCAACCAGUUGAACCUUAGGAGUUCGAGUCCUAGUUUUGAAAACUUCGAAUUGGCAGUGAAUUCAUCGUGCAAUCGUAAUGAAUCUAAACAGGUCAACAUAGAAGAUGAAAUGGUCUGUGUAAAGUCAAUGUUUGCUUUUCUGAUGCUGACCGAUCGUGGGUAUGGACUUACAAAAUCAACGUGGAAUGUCACUUUCACGGACACUGAACAUGAACAGUUUGAGCAAGCUAUAUCAUCACAGAGUUACUUGAUGCUCACGUCAGCUCAGUUCGAGGACAAUGGAGGAGAGCCACCUCUAAAGAGGUCAACUUAUGCGCACAAAGCAGUUAUGGUCAGUCUAGGAAUUCUCUUCCUUAUUUUCGGAGUGCUAGCUGCGGCCAUCUUUAGUCAUCUAAGACAGCGAAAGCACAGAAGUGUCUUUGCGUAUUCUGAGUUUGAGUAGAAAUCGUACGAGCAAGGAAACUGAAUGUACCUCUGGAACUCAAAAUUGGACUCAAGUGAAACUGAAUUUGUAUUGAUCAACUGUUUGUAUAGCAUCUCUCCUAUAUUUGAAACUCCCAGAAUAAUUUAAUUUACUAUGUUGGUAUGUU
Molecule: messenger RNA, 2262 nt
Organism: Symsagittifera roscoffensis
Lineage: Eukaryota; Metazoa; Xenacoelomorpha; Acoela; Convolutidae
Exons: 10
Coding region: 87-2114 (675 amino acids)
Source: RefSeq, a predicted model, not a curated record